Messenger RNA from Hydractinia symbiolongicarpus, 3552 nucleotides. RefSeq lists its product as uncharacterized. The transcript has 3 exons. Gene Ontology annotation, biological process: DNA integration. Gene Ontology annotation, molecular function: nucleic acid binding. The record is from RefSeq and is a predicted model, not a curated record. Lineage: Eukaryota; Metazoa; Cnidaria; Hydrozoa; Anthoathecata; Hydractiniidae. The coding region runs from base 1 to 3552 and encodes 1183 amino acids.
AUGAAGGACACAAUCAUGAAGAUAUUUGGAGAACUGAACACAGCAGAAGACGCUGCACAUUUGGGAGCUCUUCCUGUGAAACAAGAAUGCUUAUAUGGAAAUCUUCAUGCUGAUACCAAGGACAGCUUGUCAAUGAAUACACGUUCAAGAAUGAAUCCUGUUGAUAAGGAUGGGAAACUCAUGAGGUGCCAUGAAUGUGAUUCAACAAGACAUUUUGCUAAUAAAUGUCCUCAUAGAAAUCAAGAGCAAAGAGGUUUCAGAUCACGGAACAAUAGACCUACAGAAAAGAAACAAGAUGUAAAUGAGAUCCAUAUCACCCUUUUUGCAGCCUCUCCAGACCAAAGGCAAUAUUGUCUUGUUGGAGAAUCCUUUGGUAGAGGUGUCUUGGAUUCUGGCUGUACAAAGACAGUGGCUGGGGAGAAAUGGAUGGAUGAAUAUCUUGGGACUCUCUCUGAAUCAGAUAAAAAUGCUGUAGUUUCAAAUAGUACUGAUUCUAUAUAUAGAUUUGGUGAUGGAAAGGAAGUGAAAGCUACAAGAAAUCUAAUAAUACCAGUUAUUCUAGGUGGCAACAAGUAUAAAUUGUCUGUUGACAUAGUAGAGAUUGAAAUACCACUACUGAUUAGUCGUAGUACCAUGAAGUCUCUCAGUAUGAAUAAGACAGAGAAAAUGAAGAAAGCUAUGAAACUGCAUCGCCAAUUCGCUCAUGCUGGCAAAGAUAAGCUACUCAAACUUGUAAAGGAUAGUAAUUUGUAUGACAAGGAAUUUUUGUCAUGCAUCGAAGAAUGUUGCAAUGAUUGUGAAAUAUGUCACAAAUAUAAAAGGCCAUACAGUAGACCAGUUGUGGGUAUACCUCUGGCAAACACUUUUAAUCAAGUAAUAUGUAUGGAUUUAAAGGUUUAUGAACAUAAUAAACAACACAUCUUACAUAUCAUUGAUGCUGCAACUCGUUACUCUGCUGGAUGUCUUAUCAAAUCGAAACAUAAAGAUGUCAUUGUCAGUAGAGUGUUUAGAUUUUGGAUUGCAUACUUCGGAUCACCAAGUACAAUCUUGACUGACAAUGGUGGUGAAUUCUCGAAUGAGGUUUUACAAGAAAUGAAUGAAAAGCUCAAUAUUGAGACAAAAACAACAGCAGGCGAAUCUCCUUUCAGCAAUGGUAUUGUGGAAAGACAUAAUAAAAUUCUGGCAGAGACCAUGUUCAAGACAAUUGAAGAUACGAAGUGUGAACCAGACGUAGCACUAGCAUGGGCCCUCAGCGCAAAGAAUUCUUUACAGAAUCAUGGUGGCUACAGCCCAAACCAAUUGGUAUUUGGCCAUAAUGUGAACACACCCACUAUUCUGACAGAUCAUUUACCAGCAUUGGAGCCAACUACGUCAAGUGAAAUAGUGAGAAAAAAUCUAUCUGCUCUGCAUAAGGCAAGGGAGAAUUUCAUUAAAGCAGAAUCCAGUGAGAGAAUUAAAAGAGCGCUGAGACAUAAUGUUAGAACAUAUUCUGAUGAGACGUAUUUGAAUGGAGAAAAAGUCUUCUACAAGCGCAAAAACACCAAGGGUUGGAAAGGUCCAGGUGUGGUUUUGGGACAAGAUGGUCAAAUGGUGCUUGUCAGACAUGGUGGUAACUUUUACCGAGUGCAUCCCUCUGAUAAGAAUGUGAUAGAUGUUUAUGAUGAUUCUGAAGAUGUAGAGCAAUAUCAUCAAGAACAAGCUAGAAAAGUAGACGAAAAUGACCAAGAAGAUUCUGGCACAAGUGAAAAUGAAGUUGAGGAAAACAGGGAUACUCAUAAAAAUAAUGAAACUGAAGAAGACAAAGGUAGUGGUGGUACAAGUGACAUUUUCAGAAGACCAUCUACAGAAUCCAAGAAAGUUGAAUCGAAACCAAAAGCAAAAUCAUACAUCAAAUACAAUCUAAAUGGAAGAUGGUAUCGUGCAAGAGUUCUCUCAGCACAACCCAAAAGAAGUGGCACUUAUAAAAAUUGGGUUAAUGUGUCUAAUGAUGGUGAUAGAAAGCCAAAAAGCAUCAAUUGGAAUGAUGUGUCCAAAUGGGUCGAGCUGGAAAAUCCGGAAUUCCCUGUCUAUAUGUGUGAUGUCGAUAUGUUUUCACAGGAAGUAGUUGAUGCGAAGGAGAGAGAAUUGCAGAAUUUAAAAGAAAAUGAUGUCUUCGAAGAAGUUCCAGACACUGGUCAAACAACUGUAUCAAGCAAAUGGGUCAUAACUGAGAAGUUCAAAGGUGAAAAAAGGGUUGUGAAAGCUAGAUUGGUGGCUAGAGGCUUUGAAGAAAAUUCACAAUCGUUGAGAACAGAUUCUCCAACUUGUGGCAAACAAAGUCUUCGACUUGCUAUGGCUAUCAUAGUUAGCAAUGAUUGGCAGAUCAAUUCACUUGAUAUCACUGCAGCUUUUCUUCAGGGAGAUGCUAUUGAAAGAGAACUGUUUCUACAACCACCAAAAGACACAUUGUCAUUGGGAACAGUGUGGAAACUAAAGAGAUGUUUGUAUGGGUUAAACGAUGCAUCUAGAGCAUGGUACAAACGGGUGAGAAGUGAAAUGUUGAAACUUGGUGGUGAAAUGUGUACCUACGACCCUGCUGUGUUUUACUGGUAUAGAGUCAAGCAAAUCACUGGAAUUGUUGUUUGCCAUGUUGAUGACUUUGUGUAUGGUGGUAGUCCAGCUUUCCACAAAGAAGUUAUUGCUAAACUUUUCGAAACGUUCAAAAUCAGUACGCAAUCAAGCUCAACCUUCAAGUAUCUAGGAUUAGAUGUGGAUCAAUGUAAAAGCAAAAUUAAGAUUAAUCAAGUGAGCUAUAUAGAGUCUUUGAUAACUGUUAAUAUUGAAAAUGAUGUUAACAAUGAACGAAAAUUGACUAGCAAGGAAAAGACCAUGCUGAGAUUGUUGAGUGGGCAAAUUGCUUGGGUGGCCGGACAAACCCGCCCUGAUGUGGCUUAUGAUAGUUGCCAAACGUCUAAUUAUGGCAAGGAACCUACAGUUCAAAAUUUGAAAGAUGCCAACAAGAUUAUUCGAAAAAUUAAGAGCAAGCAUGUUGCAAUAACCAUUGCCAAAAUUGCAAAUAUGAAAAAUUGUGAAAUUAUUUGCUACACAGAUGCAACUCAUGCCAGUUUGAAGUGUGGAUCAUCACAAGGUGCAUUCAUCAUAUUUGUGAAACACCUGAGCGAAGUUAUACCAAUCUGCUGGCAAUCAAAAAAACUACAAAGGGUAACCAAAAGCCCAAUUGCUUCGGAAACACUUGCUCUGAGUGAAGGAGCUGAUGCUAGUUUUUAUUUGGCCAAAGUCAUACAGCAAAUCUGCAAGUUGACGAAGGUUCCAAAGAUCACUUGUAUUAUCGACAACAAGUCAUUAUUUGAAACCUUGAAAACGACAAAUGUCACAAAGGAUUUGAGAUUGCGAGUUGAUAUAGCCAGAUUGAGGCAGAUGGUGGAACAAGAUGAGAUUACUGUCAAGUGGGUUGAAGGAAAACACCAAUUAGCCGACUGCUUGACAAAACAUGGAGCGUCUCCAAACAAGUUGCUUGAGGUUUUGGAGACAUCCAAAAUAUCUCUACAAUAA